Molecule: messenger RNA, 1683 nt
Organism: Grosmannia clavigera kw1407
Lineage: Eukaryota; Fungi; Ascomycota; Sordariomycetes; Ophiostomatales; Ophiostomataceae
Product: map kinase kinase ste7
Exons: 4
Coding region: 1-1683 (560 amino acids)
Biological process (GO): protein phosphorylation
Molecular function (GO): ATP binding; protein kinase activity
Source: RefSeq, a predicted model, not a curated record
AUGGCCGACCCCUUCGCCCCCCGCUCGAUGAAGCGGAAAAACGUCAAGGGCCUCGCCCUGACGCCGGCCGCCCCCAAGCCGCCUCCGACGGCAGAGAAUGGCGGCCGUGGCGACGACCAGUCUGGCCAGCUUGAGAUCGGCAUCGAGUACAACCUGGACCUGCGUCCCAGCGACCUCGAGUUCAUCAAAGAGCUCGGCUCCGGCAAUGGCGGUACCGUCAGCAAAGUCCGGCACAUUGUCACCAACACGACCAUGGCUCGCAAGGUUAUCCAUGUCGAGGCCAAGCGAGAGAUGCGGAAGCGGAUUGUACGAGAGCUACAGAUCAUGCGUGGCUGCCACUCCGAGUAUAUCGUGACGUUUUAUGGCUCCUUUCUCAACGACAACAAUGACGUGAUUAUGUGCAUGGAAUACAUGGAUGUUGGCGCUCUUGACCGCGUCUCCCGCGUUUUCGGCCCCAUACGUGUCGACGUUCUCGGCAAGAUCGCCGAGGCCACGCUCGGCGGCCUGACCUAUCUCUACGCCAAGCACCACAUCAUGCACCGCGAUAUCAAGCCGUCCAACAUCCUCGUCAACUCUCGGGGCUCCAUCAAGCUGUGUGACUUUGGCGUCUCUGGCGAGCUGAUCAACUCCAUCGCCGACACCUUUGUGGGCACGUCUACCUAUAUGGCUCCGGAGCGUAUCCAGGGCGAGCGCUACACAGUCAAGUCGGAUGUGUGGAGUUUUGGCCUGUCCAUAAUGGAACUUGCUAUUGGUAAGUUCCCCUUUGCUGCUAGCGAGCAGCUCUCGGACGCCGAGAGUGCUCCAGCUGGUAUCCUCGACCUUCUGCAGCAGAUCGUCCACGAACCGGCGCCGCGUCUACCCAAGAGCGACGCUUUUCCCUCUAUUCUCGAAGACAUGAUCCAGAAGUGUCUCUUCAAGAACCCGGACGAGAGGCCAACGCCACAAGACCUCUUUGACCGCGACCCAUUUGUACAAGCAGCGAAGAGAACACCGGUCGACCUGCAAGACUGGGCAGUGGGCUUGAUGGAGAGGGACAACCGGAAGUCCCACCUCGCGCCGCAGCUGUCGCCGGCCACACAAGAGCUUCUCCGCUCCACCGACACGUCGACGGCCAACAACGGCGAUGCCCGUACGACGCAGACACAGACACCGACUUCAGGUGAGAUCCCCAUUGUGGGCGAUAUUCUGUCACCUCGUGACCAACAUAGUACCAGCCUUCCGGGCCGGACCCCGACGCGGGGCGGGACUGGCAACGGGAUCGAGAGCGGGGCCAUCACCAGCGGUGGCGCCAGUCGGGAUGUCCCCAGCAAUAGCAUCAGCUUCGGCUCCGGGUACAACAGCCUUGGCCGACCAAAUGGACAGGCUGUACAUUCAGGCCUGGGAUCGCGAGUAGUGGCCGUGGAACCUCCGAGUGUUUCACGUGCCCCGCCACCAAUCCCGGUUGGGCUGCGCAACGGCAUGUCUAGUGCAUCAUCCAGUGCCGGCCACAGUACUUUCAGCCUUACUGUUCGCCCGGCGCCCAAGGUUGGCGGACCGCCACCCCUGCCACCGAAAAAGGAGACAUCAGACGAGCAUCGGCGGCGUCAGCUGCUGUUGCAGCAACAGCAGCAACAGCAGCAGCAACAAAUCUUGUAUGCGUCUUCAAAAAUGGAACCAUAUCCCAAUGGAUAUCCAAACAAGUAA